Molecule: messenger RNA, 1020 nt
Organism: Penicillium waksmanii
Lineage: Eukaryota; Fungi; Ascomycota; Eurotiomycetes; Eurotiales; Aspergillaceae
Exons: 1
Coding region: 1-1020 (339 amino acids)
Biological process (GO): positive regulation of proteasomal ubiquitin-dependent protein catabolic process; ubiquitin-dependent protein catabolic process; protein polyubiquitination
Cellular component (GO): ubiquitin ligase complex; cytoplasm
Molecular function (GO): ubiquitin conjugating enzyme binding; zinc ion binding; ubiquitin protein ligase activity
Source: RefSeq, a predicted model, not a curated record
AUGCAUCUCAUCAAUAGCUAUCGCACACUCCUCACGCGAACCUAUGUCGACGAUAAAGAUAACCUACGAUGGUGCCCGGCACCAAACUGCGAGUAUGCGGUCGACUGCGCAGUGAAAACCCGCGACCUUCGACGCAUAGUCCCAACCGUCCGGUGCAUAUGUAAACAUGAAUUCUGUUUCGGCUGCUCGGUCGCCGAUCAUCAGCCCACCCCGUGUACACUGGUCAAGAUGUGGCUCCAAAAAUGCGAGGACGACUCCGAGACUGCCAACUGGAUAUCAGCCAACACCAAAGAGUGCCCCAGAUGCGUAUCUACGAUUGAAAAGAAUGGCGGUUGCAAUCAUAUGACCUGCCGUAAGUGCAAGCACGAGUUCUGCUGGAUGUGCAUGGGUCUCUGGUCUGAACAUGGCACCAGUUGGUACAACUGCAACCGCUUCGAAGAAAAGUCUGGGCAUGAUGCCCGCAGUGCCCAGGCUAAGUCGCGUGCGUCUUUGGAGCGAUAUCUUCAUUACUACAACCGCUAUGCGAACCACGAGCAAUCGGCAAAGCUGGAUAAGGACCUCUACCUCAAGACCGAGAAGAAGAUGACUAGCCUGCAAUCACAAUCCGGACUAUCCUGGAUCGAGGUUCAGUUCCUCGACACAGCAUCCCAAGCACUGCAGCAGUGCCGUCAGACCUUGAAGUGGACAUACGCCUUUGCGUUUUACCUCGCGCGAAAUAACAUCGCGACAAUCUUUGAGGAUAAUCAGGCGGACCUGGAGAUGGCCGUGGAGGGUCUCAGUGAGAUGUUCGAGAAACCCGUUUCGGAACUCGCUGAACUGAAGGUGGAUAUUCUGGAUAAAACCGCCUAUUGCAAUAAGCGCCGGGUCAUCCUAUUGAGCGACACUGCAGAGAAUUUGAAGAAUGGUAAGUCAUAUAUACGUCGUUGUAUCUCUUCACGAUCAUGGAAGAACUUUGUGCUAAUAUUCCCCAGGAGAAUGGUCGUUCAAUGUCGAGUGGUAGCGAUACCUCCCCAGUCCUGA